Lachancea nothofagi CBS 11611 is the source of this 1812-nucleotide messenger RNA. NCBI's taxonomy places the organism in Eukaryota, Fungi, Ascomycota, Saccharomycetes, Saccharomycetales, Saccharomycetaceae. The record is from the annotation of a GenBank genome assembly.
AUGAGUUCAUCACAUUCUUCUGAUCUGUACAGCAGAAAAUCGGAGGAAAUCAGGCGUGCCUCAGACGAGAAAAAUUCUGAGCAUGAAGACUCUUCGGACAAUGCAAACUUAGAUGCAGCUUCUCAUCAUUUCCCAGACGACGAGGAUUUUCAAAGGAUUAUUGCACAAAACAGUGUUGGAAUCGAAGAAACGCUAACUCGUUAUGAAUCUACGACACAGGGGCUAGGUCCGCCGGAACCUGCAUUAGAUUUCGAAAAAGUGGAGAGCCAUCCGGCGUUCGAUUCUACUUACCACAAAGAAGACAAAUGGAAGUAUCCAGUAGACCAAGAGACAAGAAUGAGAAUUGUGGAGUUCAUCAGUGACGAUUUUGAAGAUCCUAGAAAUUGGAGUACUCGUAGUAAAUGGAAUUACACUGUACUUCUAGGCAUCAUUUGCUUUGAUGUCGCAAUGAUGUCUGCCGUCGUUACUGGGGAUCUCGAUGCCCCUGGCCGACACUUUGGAGUUUCAACAGAGGCAAUGUGUCUCACCGUUUCCCUCAUGGUUUGGGGCUUUGGUCUAGGACCCCUUUUAUUUGCACCCCUGUCCGAAGAAACUGGUAGGAAUCCAGUAUACCUCGUAACUUUAUUCAUCGCUGUCAUUUUCAUUAUUCCUUGUGGCGCGGCUCAAAAUUUCGGCACCUUGUUGGCUUUCAGAUUCCUCGAUGGAUUAGCUUUCAGUGCACCUAUGUGUUUGAUUGGUGGGUCUUUGAGUGACAUGUGGAGGAAUGACGAGCGAGGCGUAGCAAUGAGUUUAUUUUCGGCUGCUCCUUUCCUUGGACCUGUAAUGGGACCCAUUGUGGGCUCAUUACUAUCUGUUAAAUGCUCAUGGAGAUGGGUAUACUGGUUCAUGCUGAUUUUAAGCGCUUGCCUGUACGUGGUAUUGGCUAUUUUCCUUCCUGAGACCCACCACCAAACGAUUCUCAAGAAAAGAGCAAGAGCCUUACGCAAACGCACCGGGGAUUCGACAUAUAGAGCCAUUUCUGAAAUUGAAAUCAGGACAUUCAAGAAAAUAGCCGAAGAAACACUUCUACGUCCAAUAGUCUUACUAAAAGAGCUUAUUGUGUUCCUCAUUACCAUGUACAUGGCAGUAAUCUAUGGGCUACUGUACAUGUUCUUCUUUGCAUUUCCGAUGGUUUAUACUGAGGGUAAACAUUUUAGUCCUAUAAAGACUAGCAUUAUGUUCAUCCCAGUAGGAGCUGGCGUCAUUGUUGCGACAGCUAUAUCGCCGUUUCUCAAUAGAGACUACAACAAAAGAGCUCAAAGAUAUCUUAGCCAAGGUGAGAUACCUCCAGCCGAACUCAGACUCAUACCUAUGAUGAUUGGGUGUUGGUUUAUCCCAGUUGGCCUCUUCUGUUUUGCGUGGUCUUCUUUCCCACAUGUUUCUUGGGCAGGGCCUUGCUUUAGCGGGUUCGGCUGUGGCUUUGGCUUUCUCAUGCUUUACAACCCUGCAAACAAUUAUAUUGUGGAUUCAUAUCAGCAUUACGCGGCAUCUGGCCUUGCUGCCAAGACUUUCGUAAGAUCCAUCUGGGGUGGGGCAGUGCCACUUUUCACUAUCCAGAUGUACCAUAAACUGGGUCUCGAAUGGGCCAGCUCUUUAAUGGCGUUUAUAUCACUGGCUUGUUGUGCAAUCCCAUUUCUCUUCUAUUUUUAUGGGGCUCGCAUCAGACAAAGAUCAAAGUACGCUUAUUCACCCAUACUCGAUCCUAACGUUGCACCAGACAUGGAGUCACAUCCUUCUGCACUCAAAUCGGAUGAGUGCACUACGACAGCUUAA